AUGACCGAUACUGCAGAGCAACAGUCGACCUUGAAGGCAGCCAAGGACAAGAAUUGUCCUUUCUGCGGCCAGGCCUUUACAUCAUCUUCGCUCGGCAGACACCUGGACUUGUAUGUCAAGGAAAAGAAUCCGAAACCACCAGAUGGGAUACAUGAUGUUGAGGAGAUUCGCAAGAUCCGAGGAGGAAUCACCCGGAGACAUCCGCGCAACUCGCUGGCGCGCCGGGAGACAUCGACCCCAGUCGGAACGCCAACCACCACUAGGAAGAGCCCGGGCUCCGAUGCAGAAUCCUCCACGAGGUCGCCAGUACUUCCAAGGUCGGCCCACGGAUCCGUAACCAGCUUGAGUCUAUCUGGCCCUCGGUGGGAAGGCACCGCCGCCAGUAACGAUGCCGCUCCUGACUCGGCAAAAAGAUCGGUGCCAACACGCGCGAUGAGCAGGCAGAUGGUCAAGGCUCAGUUUGAAAUGAAGCAGAAGUUCCAGGACGCUAUAGAUACGUCUAAAGCUGCCGAGCUAGCGCUAAGGGAGAUCAUCGGCUCGUGGAGGGCCGCUAAGACAAAUGUCGACAUCAACUCAAUGCCUUUCGAUUUCGACCCACUAUCUCUGGACUUCCCGGCGCUUACGCUUCAAUGCUUGAAGCAACCACCGACCUUGUUCUCGUCAACUCAGCAUCCCACUGCGACUUCUUGGUCCAUAUCUCCGCCAGGCCAAAGGCAGUUUGAGGCACUCACUGCCUAUUUUCGCGACGAGUUUCUGAAGUACAAAACCAAAUGCAUCGCCGCCGCGACAACUGCAGAAGAAGAUCUUGGCUACCCUGCGCAACUCAAGCUUUCUCAGCCCGACCCCAAAGAAGCUGCCAGGAGAGCGGAGAAGGCGGUGGAGUCCCUGGAGGAGCAGGUCACCGAACAUCUUCAGUCUGCGUACAGCGUCUGGACGACUCUGGACCAGCAGCGCCAGUCGGAACUAUGGGUGCUCGAGCUGGCCAGGAGUGUUGGGCGCAGGCAAACCGAGCUGGAGAAGUUUAAGGAGGCCCAGCAGACGCUGAAGCAGGAGAACGCAAAGCUCAAGACCCAACUGGAGCAGUUGGGCCGUCUGCAGCACUCGCGGGACUCAAGGAUUGUAUCGCCAACCACGAUUCCCAUGAAGGAGGCCAUGAUUGAGUACUUGGAGGAGCAGCGUGUCAAUCACGGCCGCGUGGGUGUUGCUUUGAAAGUAGAUGACGGCCGGUCAGACCUGAGCACAGUAGUUGCGAAGUCAAUCGAGAAGUGGAAAACUGUCAUUGUUAAUGCGCGCGCAGCCAACAACAGUCUAAGUUCGCAAAAGGCUCUCGACGCUGGGCCCAGUCCACUGUCCCCGGCCUUGGUCACAGGAGGAUCACAAGCUUCCCAAUCGCAGUCUGUAACAUCAGCCCCAGACACUACACAUACUGCGCAAACACAACAGCCAAGACCGCAACAACAACAGCAGCAGCCGCAACAACAACAACCCCCGCCGCCCUCGCCGCUUGGAACACCAACACAACAGCAUCACAAUCCAGUAGUUCCUACUCUACAGCAAGCACCAAAAGGUCGGAACCUCAGCACCACAGCAACUGCAGACCAGCCCAGAGGUCCCCAGACCACUGUCGUAUCACAAACUUCCUCGGUACCCGUCACAACUUCAAUGACCUCUACAGACGAUGCAGGGAGCGAUCUGGACGCCGAUGCCGAUGCCGAAAUGGAGGACGACGAUGACGGAUACGCAGCAAUGAACACGCCGGCCAGCCGACCGCUACAAACCAUGCCACCUGCUGCAAAUCCGCAACAAUCAAGCCAUGAGUCGGAUGCCACGAAGCUCGAAGUUCCACGUACACGAGGCCCAGCGCAGAGGGGUGCUGCAGGUAGUCCGUACGCUCGGAGCGUUAGCCAUGCUGCACCGAGCAACAGCCGGGCGAGGGGCUCCCAGCUGAGCAACCGCUCAGCGACAAACUUCAUCCCGGCGGUGCCGAGAAACCAGGAAGCCAACGCCAACGCGAUGUCUCCAUUCACGACGCAGGCAGAGCUGGGAAUUCCCGUUCCAGACAUGAGUGGUGAUCCUAUGUACAUGGACUAA
Pyricularia grisea is the source of this 2091-nucleotide messenger RNA. RefSeq lists its product as uncharacterized. The transcript is spliced from 2 exons. The coding region runs from base 1 to 2091 and encodes 696 amino acids. The record is from RefSeq and is a predicted model, not a curated record. NCBI's taxonomy places the organism in Eukaryota, Fungi, Ascomycota, Sordariomycetes, Magnaporthales, Pyriculariaceae.